This is a messenger RNA of Penicillium chermesinum, 3372 nucleotides long. RefSeq names its product DNA repair protein rad5. Gene Ontology annotation, molecular function: ATP-dependent chromatin remodeler activity; zinc ion binding; nucleic acid binding. NCBI's taxonomy places the organism in Eukaryota, Fungi, Ascomycota, Eurotiomycetes, Eurotiales, Aspergillaceae. The record is from RefSeq and is a predicted model, not a curated record. The transcript is spliced from 3 exons. Bases 1 to 3372 code for a protein of 1123 amino acids.
AUGAGCGAAGAGCUAGACCAGAGGCCAGCCAAAAGACAGCGCUUCUUUGCCGAUGAACCACAUCCUCCGGCUCUGACCGACGGAACUCUGCCCAGCCGCGACGCGUCGCCCGAAUAUCCCCAAUUAGGCCAGAAUGGCAACGAGAAUGGUAGCCACGCCAAGCAUCAGCCAACUCAGGACCAAGUGACAGCGACAACAGAAAGCCUGCCAACAGCCGAAGGAUUUGAUGCAGACCUGUUCACCAGUAUUAUCGGAGAACAGUUACCCCCCGACGCGAUCCAGACGAUCUCCGCCGCCGCUUCCCAGAAUGUCGAACGUGCAGUGAACAUAUACUUUGAUGGCUCUUGGAAGAGGCCGGCGAAGACUACCAUUCGAACAAAGUCUACUAGUCUACAAAAGAAUGGAAUCUCACACGGCAGAAGAACAUUCGGGGUAGGCGGUUGGGCGACUCGGAGCGGGCCCGCAUUGCUUCAGCAUGGCGACCCAGUCAAGAUCGACCGUGUCCGGUCUCAGCCGCCUUCCAGGCGAGGGAAAGGAGGGAGGGUGUUCGUCAAUCAUAAGAGCGAUGUGUUGACCCGCUUCACCACCGUUGCUGGCCAAGAGGUAGGGAGAUUGCCCAAGGAGGAGGCCGAAUGGGUGUCAACCCUGAUCGACCAGAAAGUGUGUCACUUCGAAGCCGUCUGUGUCUACAGCGACGAGCGCCUUCGUGUGAACGACACCAUCUUCUUGCAGCUGCGGUGCUUUAUGCGGAAAGAGGCAUUUGAAUACGGUCCAUUCUCUGGGAUGGGGAGUGACGAUAACCGUUCCGUGGGUCUGUUUGAAGAGAAGGAAAGCACGGAGGAGAAGAACCUGCGGCUUCGUCAAGUUGCGCUCGUCAAGCUUUUUGCUGCCAUCGAUAUGAAGCCAACGUCCAUCAACCCAACAACCGAAAAACACAAGAGAGAAGGUCUGCUGCGCGCUGCCGAGAUGGCAGAGCAGUACGAUGGGGCUAAAAAGGAGAGGACGAAGAGUAAUAAAGAUACGGAGGAGUCCUCGGAAGAGGACGAUACUCAGGAGCUGGAACAGGAUCAGCUUGAUGCUCUUUACCAGAAGGCCCAAUCCUUCGAUUUCAGCAUGCCGGAGGCCGAGCCGGCUCCGACGUUUAGGCUUAGUCUCCGAAAGUACCAGAAGCAGGCUCUUCACUGGAUGCUUUCGAAGGAAAUGGACAAAAAGCAGGUUCGGGAGCGCUCGAUGCAUCCACUAUGGGAGGAAUAUACCUGGCCGACGAAGGACAGUGAUGACAAGGAUCUCCCUGUCUACGAUGGAAUCGAGAACUUCUACGUGAACCCAUACUCUGGCGAUUUGAGUGUAGACUUCCCGACCCAAGAGCAACACUGCCUUGGUGGCAUUUUGGCCGAUGAGAUGGGACUUGGAAAGACCAUCGAGAUGCUAAGUCUGAUCCAUUCCCAUAAGAUUGAGCCGGAGUCCAACGGCCCUGCUUCAGUCAACGAUCUUGCCCGUUUACCGGACACUCCAGGUGUGAUCCCUGCCCCUUACACCACUCUUGUUGUAGCGCCUACAUCUCUCCUUUCCCAAUGGGAGAGCGAAGCGCUCAAGGCAUCCCAAGAGGGGACUAUGCGGGUCCGUAUGUACUAUGGAGCCGAUAAGACGGUAAAUCUUCGAGAGCUCUGUUGCGCAUCACAACGCACAACCGCGCCGCAUGUUAUCGUUACGAGCUUUGGCGUCGUGUUAUCCGAAUUCCGUUCCCUUGCAGCUCAGCAGUCCGGUGCUUCUGGCGGCUUGUUCUCCGUGGAGUUCUUCCGGGUCAUCCUGGAUGAAGCUCAUACGAUCAAGAACCGUCGUUCCAAGUCGGCUCGUGCCUGUUACGAGCUCAAGGCGGUCCACCGUUGGGUUCUCACAGGCACGCCCAUUAUCAACCGACUGGAGGAUCUGUUCAGCUUGGUACGGUUCUUGAAGGUUGAGCCUUGGAGUAAUUUCUCGUUCUGGAAGACGUUCAUCACCGUGCCGUUCGAAUCCAAGGAGUAUGCGCGCGCAUUGAAUGUAGUCCAGAGUGUGCUGGAGCCUCUAGUUCUUCGAAGGACUAAGAACAUGAAGACCCCCGAGGGUGACCCCCUUGUUCCCCUGCCACCUCGCACAAUUAAUAUCGAAGAAAUUGAGCUCUCCGAAAAGGAACGAGAGAUCUACGACUGCAUUUACACCCGCGCCAAGAGGACUUAUAAUGACAACAUGGAAAGAGGAACUCUGCUCCAAUCGUACUCGACUAUCUUCGCUCAAAUCCUUCGCCUUCGUCAAACCUGCUGCCACCCGAUUCUCACUCGGAAUAAAGACAUUGUUGCGGACGAGGAAGUUGCCGCCGCCGUGGCGGAUGCCACGAAUGAGUUCAAAGAUGACAUGGAUCUCCAAGAGUUGAUCAACCAGUUCACAGCUUCAACGCAAAACCCAGAGGCGGAAGACCGCACUGUCAAAUUCACUGCCCAUGCUCUCCGCCAAAUUCAAACCGAGUCCACGGGCGAGUGUCCUAUCUGCUGCGAGGAGCCCAUGAUCAACCCAGCGGUAACCGCAUGCUGGCACAGCGCUUGUAAGAAGUGUCUCGAAGAUUUCGUCAAGCACCACAUGGACAAAGGCACCCAGCCACGCUGCUUCAACUGCCGUGCCGAUAUAGACGCCAAGAACUUGUUUGAAGUCGUCCGGCAUCCCGCUUCGCAAGCUCUGCCGGUAGAGGAGGCCAGCAUGAGUGACGCCCCAGGCCGCUCGCAGCCUGCUCCACGUAUCUCUCUUCGACGGAUCAACCCUCUUUCCCCCUCAGCCCAGACAUCCGCCAAGAUCUAUGCCCUCAUCAACCACCUCUCGCGUGUCCCGCCGAACACCAAGUCUGUCGUCUUCUCCCAAUUCACCUCGUUCCUCGAUCUGAUCGGUCAGCAACUUGACAAGUCGGGCGUUUCAUUCGUCCGACUGGACGGCUCGAUGCCUCAAAAAGCUCGCAAGGCGGUCCUCGAAGAAUUCCAGCAAACAGAAACCUUCGAAGAGGAUAUCGAGGACAGCGCAGAUGAAAUGCCCGUCAUGCUCAUCUCGCUGAAAGCAGGAGGUGUCGGCCUCAACCUCACAACCGCAAGCAACGUCUUCAUGAUGGAUCCCUGGUGGAGCUUCGCAACCGAGGCCCAGGCCAUCGACCGUGUCCACCGAAUGGGCCAGACGCGCGAUGUCUCCGUGACUCGCUUCAUUGUCAAGGACUCUAUUGAAGGGAGGAUGCUCCGGGUCCAAGAGCGGAAGAUGAAUAUCGCUGGCUCGCUUGGGCUGCGUGUUGGCGGUGACGAUCCGGAGGAAGAUAAGAAGAAGGAGAGGAUUACGGAGCUCAGGAUGCUGUUUGAAUAG